Cicer arietinum (chickpea) is the source of this 726-nucleotide messenger RNA. RefSeq names its product dirigent protein 2-like. The record is from RefSeq and is a predicted model, not a curated record. NCBI's taxonomy places the organism in Eukaryota, Viridiplantae, Streptophyta, Magnoliopsida, Fabales, Fabaceae.
UAAAUUCAUCAACAUUUCUCAUCAUUAGCAUUUUGCAAUAACAAAAAAAAAAUGGCACAACAAUUUUCAACACCAAUAAAAAUCAUGUCCUUCACAAUAUUGAUUUUAAUCAUAGCCACCAACAUGGCUAAUAGUCAAACUCCACCAAAUCAAACAACCUUGGUGUUUUACCUACAAGACAUCGGAAAAGGACUUAAUGCAACGGUUUCACCCGUUAUUGGUAUCAACGGAAGGGUUUGGUCUUACAACACAUUUGGUACAAUAUUUGUUGUUGAUGACCCCGUAAUGGUAAGUCCUAGUCCAUUUUCAACUCAAAUUGGAAGGGCACAAGGGGUAAUUACGGUAACUUCACUAGAUGGUGCAAAUGUGAAUAUAUUAUUGUCAAUUGUUUUUAAUAAUAUGCAAUAUAGUGGUAGCACUUUGGAGAUUCAAGGUACUAGUCGUCAACGUGAUAAUUCAAGAGAGCUCUCUAUUGUUGGUGGAACAGGAAGGUUUCGAUUUGCAAGGGGAUUUGCUGUGUUUGAAACUGUAUCUUUUGAUGCUCCCAAUGUUCACUCUAUUAUUCGCUUGACUAUAACUUUGGCACUACCUUGAGAAAAUUAUGUAUACUAUAUGGUUAAUAUAUAAUGCUUGUUGAUGUGUAAUAUGAAUAUGAAUGGAUGAUAUGAGACAAGCUUAUAUAUAUCAAUAAAUGAAAAAUAAAUUAAGGCAUCAUUUGAAAUUUUA